Messenger RNA from Girardinichthys multiradiatus, 1393 nucleotides. RefSeq names its product thioredoxin-related transmembrane protein 2a (gene tmx2a). Gene Ontology annotation, biological process: brain development. The record is from RefSeq and is a predicted model, not a curated record. Gene Ontology annotation, molecular function: disulfide oxidoreductase activity. Bases 148 to 1050 code for a protein of 300 amino acids. Gene Ontology annotation, cellular component: membrane-bounded organelle. Lineage: Eukaryota; Metazoa; Chordata; Actinopteri; Cyprinodontiformes; Goodeidae. The transcript has 8 exons.
CCAAUUCUACGGCAAGCCACUGUGCCCACAAAAAACGUACAAGCGGAAGACGUGUCGUGUUGUACGCGCAGGCGCAGUUUAACCCAGGCGCCUCAGCUGUCAUUUCAUUUCACCCGUGGACUGUCCAGGAGGGCUGUCUCCUCUAACAUGGGGUUAAUCACAGGAGUGUUUGCAUUCUUGUACCAUCUACCGCAGAUCUACAAAUGGCUGCUGAAACCCUACUAUAUAAUUUCGCUCCUCAUGACCGUCGCUUUCCUGGUGCUCCGAAAGACUCCCGGACUGUGUGAGCACCUAGCGACCGACCGGGAGGACGGCAACUCCUGCGACUUCGACUGGAGAGAAGUGGAGAUACUCAUGUUUCUGAGUGCAAUUGUGAUGAUGAAGAAUAGAAGAGCAAUAACACUGGAGCAGCACAUAGGCAACCUGUUCAUGUUCAGCAAAGUGGCCAAUGUAAUCCUUUUCUUCAGAAUGGACAUUCGGCUUGGCAUCCUCUACCUUGCCCUGUGUGUAGCAUUUGUCAUGACGUGUAAGCCUCCUCUCUACAUGGGCCCAGAGUACAUAAAGUACUUCAGUGACAAAACCAUAGAUGAGGAGCUGCAGAGGGACGGUCGCAUCACCUGGAUUGUUGAGUUCUAUGCUAACUGGUCCUCUGACUGCCAGUCGUUCGCUCCCAUCUUUGCCAACCUUUCUCUAAAAUACAACUGCGCUGGACUCCGGUUUGGGAAGGUGGACAUUGGUCGGUAUGGAGAGAUUUCACAGAGGUACAGGGUGAGCACAUCUCCUCUGGCUAAGCAGCUGCCGUCACUGCUGCUUUUUCAAGGAGGACGGGAAGUUAUGAGACGUCCAAUGGUGGACAACAAAGGGAGAGCCGUGUCUUGGACCUUUAAUGAGGAGAACAUUAUUCGAGAGUUCAACUUGAAUGAGCUUUUCCAAAAAUCCAAGAAGCUGAACAAGAAGCAGAACUGUUCUCAGACAGAAGAGGGCAGCGAAGAGCCUCAGCAGGAAUCCAACGAAGUGGAACAGUCAACAGAGAGCAAGAAAGACCAAUGAAGGGAAUCAGCAAGCAACAGGAUCCACUCAGUUUUGUUACUUGUUGCAUUUUGGUUAAAAUUCAGAAAAAUUAUGGAAUGGAGUUAGGCUGGCUCAGUUCAGAAAGUACAGGGAGAAUCAAAGCCCAAAAAGCUGGAACAUGAACCAAGUCUUAAUGCAACACGUUUGUUAAAGUGUACCAAAAUCAAGAAGUGUGGGGACAUUUUAAGUUAUUCAAGAAAAUACAUUUUUAGGAUUUUUGUUUGAUUUCUUAGCUGCAUGUGAAUGUUUGCUACCUGUAUUCAUCAAACAGACUGUUUACUUUGUCAUAUUACAAAUCCAAAGUAAAACAAGACUCAACACA